GUCAUCACUCAUCACCAUAUCCUAAUCCUUUUAUUUUAAAUCUCACCUUUGCUCAAAGAGCAUUUGUAUCUAUUCACAUAGAAACUCACUUUCUGUAUUCACUCUGUUUGGAGAAAAUGGAGAGUCAAGUUGUGCGACGAAGAGUUAACAUGAUUGCUGCCCAUUUAGCUGCACAUGAUGAUAUUUCCGCCUCCGCUACUCAUCUCUUUCCUAUGAGCUGUAGCAGUAGCUUGAAUUCUGCUAUUCCGAGGUACGAUAACAGAAUGUACUAUGCACGACAAAGUUCCAGUUCUCAAGCUUGUUUCAUGAGGCUCAAUUCAAGUGAACAGGGAAGCUGUACUGAAUCUGCCUCGCCUUUCAAGGCUAACGAUUGUGCAAAAAAGAGUACAAGUGCUUCUGAAGGACCAAUGUUUUCUAGACCUGCCAAUAAAAAAAUUCAGUAUACUGCACAAGAUUUCAAAUACAAUGAAAUUGCCAAAGAAGCUCCUAAAUUUGCCAGGCCACGUACAAGGACUAACGAAGCAUCGCAUUUCCAAUUGAAAGAACGACGAAAUGGACUUCAAUCUAAUGGAAGUGAAUGGUCUCCUAAGAUGGAUGUUGCAGAAUCUGGAAGCAUGUACGUCGUAUCUAUAGAACUUCCCGGUGUCAAUAUAAGUGAUAUAAAGGUAGAAGUCAGUGACAAAAGCUUAAUAGUUUCUGGAAAUCGUAGAACUCAGUGUAAAGUGUCAGCAUACUUGAAUGGCUUGGUAUCAGCCUAUCACAAAAAGGAGAUUGUUCAGGGACCAUACCGAGUUUUCUGGCCUCUUCCAAGUAAUGCUAAUAAAGAUCGCGUCUCAGCUGAGUUUGUGGAUGGACUUCUACAGAUUACAAUUCCAAAACUUUGAGAAACAUGGCAACCAAUCAUGACAGAUAUUUACUUAUAAAAUAUAUACUCGAAGUAGGUUAAGCAACAGGAGUUACAAUACAACAUGUACCAUGUAUAAGUACUUGCACGCUAUUUACUUGGACACCAGUAUAAAUUGCCAUUGAUUAUGAGCUAUACUUGUAAAUUGUAAUGCUACUUUAGUAGCCAUAUAUCAGUAUGUUAAAAUUGACAAUA
Messenger RNA from Solanum dulcamara, 1099 nucleotides. Its product is annotated as 17.7 kDa class II heat shock protein. Gene Ontology annotation, biological process: response to heat; protein folding; response to hydrogen peroxide. The transcript is spliced from 6 exons. The record is from RefSeq and is a predicted model, not a curated record. NCBI's taxonomy places the organism in Eukaryota, Viridiplantae, Streptophyta, Magnoliopsida, Solanales, Solanaceae. Bases 117 to 884 code for a protein of 255 amino acids.